Messenger RNA from Miscanthus lutarioriparius, 1197 nucleotides. NCBI's taxonomy places the organism in Eukaryota, Viridiplantae, Streptophyta, Magnoliopsida, Poales, Poaceae. The record is from the annotation of a GenBank genome assembly.
AUGGUGCUCGAGGCGACGAUGAUCUGCGUGGACAACUCGGAGUGGAUGAGGAACGGGGACUAUCCGCCAUCGCGGUUCGAGGCGCAGCGCCAAGCCUUCGCCGUCCUCUGCGCCGCCAAGACGCAGGCGAAGGAGAGCACGGUGGGGGUGCUGGCCAUGGCGGGGGCGGGCAAGGGCGUCAGCGUGCUCGUCACGCCAACCAACGACUUCAGCAAGGUCCUAUCAGGCAUGAACGGGCUGCAAAUUGGUGGUGAAGCCAACUUGACUACUGCUAUCCGGGUCGCUCAACUUGCACUCAAGAAUCGGCAGAACAAGCAGCUGCAGCAGAGAAUAAUUGUUUUUGUUGGCUGCCCAGUAAAAGAUGAGAAGAACUUGCUAGAAGUGAUAGGGAAAAAUCUGAAGAAGAACAAUGUUGCUCUUGAUGUUGUUAACUUCGGUGAAUCUGAUGAUGAAAAGCCAGAGAAACUAGAAGCUCUUGUUGCUGCAGUCAAUAAUGGAGGCAACAGUCAUAUAAUUCAUAUCCCUGCAGGAGGUGUCCUUUCUGAUGUCAUCUUCAGUUCACCAAUAUUAUCAGAAGACCCACGAAGUGAUUCUGCUGCUGCUGCUAGUGGAGCAUCGGGUUUUGAAUUUGGUGUGGACCCAGAGCUGGCGCUAGCACUCCAGAUGUCUAUGGACGAAGAGAGAGCAAGGCAAGAAGCUGCUGCAGAAAAAGCCAGAGAAGAAUCGUCCAAAACUGAGAGUGAAGGCCAAUCUUCAACCUCAAAUGGUAACAUUGUUAUGGCUGACACAGAACCUGAACCAAAUUCAUAUACUGAAGAUGAAAGACUUCUGCAUAUGGAUGAGGACGAGCUAUUACGACAAGCUCAAGAAAUGUCUACAGAAGAUUUUAGGUGUGCUGAACUGUUAGAGGGUGUCACAGAUGAGGAGAUGUUUGCUCUUCAGACGGCUUUUCAGGAAGUAACUGGAACUCAGUCUGAUGCGAGUAAAGUUUUUGGCGAUCAACCAAUUGCGCAAUCACUUCCUGAUGUUGAAUUCCUUAACGAUCUAUCUAACAAGGGUCCGCUGGAAUGGAAGGAAAUAUUGAUUGGCCCAACCGAGGUGCAGCCAAAGAAGCAGCACAAGAAGUAUAAAAGGCAGAAGAAGAAGAAACCAGAAGAGAAGAAGGAAGAUGAGCCUGAGGGUGACAAGAGUCAAUAG